AUGGGCCAACCACUUGUUCAUACAUUCUUCUCCCUACAUUCUAUACUGUACCUGAACACUUACUGUUUAAGGGGCCUUUACCAGGGACAAGCGAUGGGAUUUGGAAUGGAGGACAACGAUUUCACCAUCUACACUGAUCAUCCUUCGAUGAACUUUGCUCCUUCGAAAUUAUUCGAAGAAAGCACUGGUCACACUCCUUUGCAAAAUUCUAACACAUCGAAGGUGCAGAAUCGUAACCUUGCAACGACCGAAAGUUACGAGUUUCCAGUGAUAACCGGAGCCUAUGGCACCAAUAUAAAUAGCGAGAAUGGAGGAGGUUUUGACAUCGAGUAUGCUACUCCCAAUCCUCAUAAACGAGGGUGUGAUGUUCUGAAUUACGAUAAUAGGCCAGAUAUGGCGAUAAAUAGUUCACCCGCUAAAAAGGCCAAAAAACCAGAAUCAAAAUGGCCUGAGCAUCUGCAAAAGACAUUUGAGGAUGCUGUGCAAUUGAUACCUAAAUCAUCAAUCAGAAACAUGAAAAUUUGUGGCUCAUCUUACGGCAGGAAUCAAUAUAUUUCAUUCUAUAUCAAAGAUAGGACUGGAGUUACAAGAACUUCCAAGCAAAUAUCGUCUCACAUACAAGCUCUUACUACGUCAAAGAAAAACCCUGAUCUAGCAUGUUUGCUACGGAAUGGUCCUGGUGAAUCAAGUGAAAUAUGUACCAGAUUUGAGUCAAUCUUCACCGCCAUCCUUAAUAGGCUACCAGCUAAACCAGAACAAACUGUUGACGAUAAAUCGAACAGUAACUUUGCCCAAGCAGAGAAAUUUGGAACUAGAUAUCCGGAGGAUUUACAAAAGUCGGUGCCAGUGAAAAGCUUCAAGAAUUUGAUAAGAGUUCUUUUCAAAAAAUUUGAGAUGUCUUACAUAAAUUUCGAAGCCAUCAAGCAAUCGCAUAUGUUUUCAACUUUAGAUCAUAGCUUUAUCAACAGUGAAUUGCCCGAAACUACAAUUUCCAAAGUCUUAUUGUUACAGAGUUUUCCAGUGAUUUCAAACUUGAUUCACAAAGGCUUAAGUGUUUAUGAUCAUGAUAUGGUCUCCAAAAUUCCAAUUAUCUAUGGAAAUGUAGCAAUAACCUUACCACCAUUAACUAAUGAUCUGAGUGCCGGAUGCUACAAUUUGACCACCAAAGUGGGGUUAUCGUCUCUUCCCAGAGAAGAGAAGGUUUACGCAAAAAUUACAUUGAUCACUUCGAAUAAUUUUAAAAUUCAAGAAAUUUUUCAACCCUUAGACUCCGCAUCGAAUAAAAGUAAAAAUGAAGCCGUUUUCACUGUCAAGGUUGGUGAUGACUACUGGAAAAAUUACGUUUUGAAUAAACAAAAGGAAAUGAACUAUAAUGGUGUAAACAACAUUAGAGCAAAGGAAGAAACAUUUGCUAUGGAGAUUAACUCGAUUAAGAUCCAACAAUUCAUAGUACAUUAUGAUAGGCAAACCUUGUCAAGGUAUCAUGGUGUAUUACGGCUUGACCAAAUUGAGCCAAUUGAUAUUAGGUGCAUUAUCAUUUGGAAAUUCGAGAAAGUUCUUGACCAAACUAAAGCUGUUACUUCACUAAAAAGAAUUAGCUCAAUUUUCGAUGACACGCUAAGUUCUUCGACUCCCAUCAAAGAGCCGAACUCUGAAAAUAUGGUUAUAAAUCAUAGCCGCAAAAAUUCAACACCAUCCAAACAUUCACAAUUCUUUUCGCCUCUCCGAGUUAGUAAAUUCCCAUUGUCUUUGGUUGCUAACAGACAACAUAUCAACUCUGUGCAUAAACAAGAUACUAUUGUUCAGAGCUCUAACGGUGAUAAUCAUACUCCACCGCACAGAAGAGUCUUUAAUAGGCCAAUUCUCGACUAUUCAAACAUCAGCUCAAAUGUUUCAAACGGACAAACUAAUCCGUCGAUGGAGACAGUCAUGCAUGCCAUGCUUCCUUCAACCAUCUCCUCUCAUAAUGCAUCAUCGUAUCAAACAAUGCCUUUGGGCGCCUCAAAUAUGAACUUGAUGAACACGAUUCCCGUCCGAUUGGGCGAAGCCAACAAUUCCAGAACCGUUGACACGUUCGAUUAUUCUACAGCAAACUUAUCAGGGAGACCCGACACUUCUGAUAUUACGGAAAAUUUCACCUCUAAUAUGCUCGACAACACAGCAGACACUUCUUUUGACACGAUCGAAGAAGUUGAGUCAGAAACAGAAGAAAAAGACAAAACAGCAGAACAGUCUCCACAAAUGCUCGAAAACAAAAACGUCACUAAUAAUUUUACACAAGUUUUAGCAUCGAAUAAGGAUGUACCGGCGACAUCCAUUUACAAUACUGACAGGUUCAGCGACAGUCCAGUGGUGGAUAUGCAAUUCAAGAUUCCUUUCAGCGAACCUGAUGAAUCCAUAAUGUUUGAUAAAUUCAAUCAUUUAGGGAACAAUGAUUCAGGAUUUGAUCCAUUACUCAUGGAAUACAACAAUUUGAUGUUCGGUGACAACAAUGCCAACUCUACCAGCAGAUGAUUUUGCAAAAAAAAAAUUAGGUUCAUAAUUUUCACAUCUAAUAAUGUUUUCAAUAUAAAAGAUCCAGCUUUUUUUGAUGUUUACA
Pichia membranifaciens NRRL Y-2026 is the source of this 2599-nucleotide messenger RNA. RefSeq lists its product as hypothetical. Gene Ontology annotation, molecular function: RNA polymerase II cis-regulatory region sequence-specific DNA binding; DNA-binding transcription factor activity, RNA polymerase II-specific. Lineage: Eukaryota; Fungi; Ascomycota; Pichiomycetes; Pichiales; Pichiaceae. Gene Ontology annotation, cellular component: transcription regulator complex. The record is from RefSeq and is a predicted model, not a curated record. The coding region runs from base 1 to 2514 and encodes 837 amino acids. Gene Ontology annotation, biological process: regulation of transcription by RNA polymerase II. The transcript has a single exon.